Fomitiporia mediterranea MF3/22 is the source of this 177-nucleotide messenger RNA. RefSeq lists its product as uncharacterized. The transcript has a single exon. Gene Ontology annotation, cellular component: cytosol. Gene Ontology annotation, molecular function: metal ion binding; copper chaperone activity. The annotation marks the transcript as partial. NCBI's taxonomy places the organism in Eukaryota, Fungi, Basidiomycota, Agaricomycetes, Hymenochaetales, Hymenochaetaceae. The record is from RefSeq and is a predicted model, not a curated record. Gene Ontology annotation, biological process: copper ion transport.
AUGAACUGCGGAGGCUGCUCAGGCGCUAUCACUCGCGUCCUUACAAGAGCACAAGAGACCGGCGCAGGCGUCACCUCUUUCGAUGUCUCGCUCGAGAACCAGUCCGUCGAGGUACGCGGACCCAUCGACUUCGCUUUGCUCACGGAGAAGAUUGAGAAGACAGGAAAGAAGGUACGU